This is a messenger RNA of Paralichthys olivaceus (Japanese flounder), 677 nucleotides long. It is a transcript of the gene fuom, whose product is annotated as fucose mutarotase. Gene Ontology annotation, biological process: fucose metabolic process. The record is from RefSeq and is a predicted model, not a curated record. NCBI's taxonomy places the organism in Eukaryota, Metazoa, Chordata, Actinopteri, Pleuronectiformes, Paralichthyidae. Gene Ontology annotation, molecular function: racemase and epimerase activity, acting on carbohydrates and derivatives; fucose binding.
UAAGCAGGAAGUAGACGGGAGGAGUGCUCUUACUUCUCCUCUCUGACAACAUGGUGGUGUUGAUCGGGAUCCCCUCCGUGCUCUCACCUGAGCUGCUCUACACUCUGGCUCUGAUGGGCCACGGGGAUGAACUGGUUCUGGCUGAUGCUAAUUUCCCAGCAUCCUCCAUCUGUGCCUGUGGCCCCAAAGAGAUAAGAGCUGAUGGUUUGGGAAUCCCAGAGCUUUUGAAGGCCAUCUUGAAGCUGUUGCCUCUGGACACCUACGUCCCCUUUUCGGCUGCAGUCAUGGAUCUGGUGGACAGUGACAAACAGAAAGGUUUACCUGUGCCUGUGUGGGACACCUACAAAGAUCUCCUGGACAAGGCUGGGUCUCAGAGUCCUGUUGAGAAGGUGGAGAGGUUUGCUUUCUAUGAACGAGCCAAGAAGGCCUACGCUGUUGUAGCGACAGGGGAAACCGCUCUUUAUGGUAACUUGAUACUGAAGAAGGGGGUCAUUCCUGCUGAGCUGCUACAGUGAUGCACAUAUUCUAAUAAGUCAUGAUGACCUAAUGACUAUAUGUGCAACAACUAUUAAUUCUUGUUAAUUUGUCAUUUAUAGAACAAAUAUGAUCAGAUUAAUUUCCAGUUUACCGGAAGCAGAUGAUUUUAUAUUUUUUCAAUAAAGGAAACACUGAAAGUC